AUGCCCGGCUUACCCUCCUCCGUCGACCUCGACGAGUGCAUCGCGCGCUUGUACAAAAAGGAACUGCUAGCUGAGUCCGUCAUCGAAGCUAUAUGCGCAAAAACUAAAGAGCUAUUAAUGCGCGAGAGUAACGUUGUGCACGUGGCGGCCCCGAUAACAGUGGUGGGCGACAUACACGGACAGUUCUUCGACCUCAUCGAGAUUUUUCGCAUAGGCGGAUACUGCCCUGAUACAAAUUACCUCUUCUUGGGCCUCUCUCCUUCUAUACACUCCAUCGACCAGAUCAAGAUCAUCGACCGAUUUCGCGAGAUACCCCACGAGGGACCUAUGGCCGACCUGGUCUGGUCCGACCCAGAUCCCGAGCGAGACGAGUUCUCAUUAUCGCCACGCGGAGCAGGCUACACAUUUGGCGCGCAAGUGGUUAAGAAGUUUCUUGCUGUCAACGGAAUGGGCCAUAUCCUCCGAGCGCAUCAGCUUUGCCAAGAAGGCUUCCAAAUACUUUACGAUGAUCGAUUAAGCACCGUUUGGAGCGCACCCAACUACUGCUACCGCUGCGGCAACAUGGCUUCAGUGCUAGAAGUCGGCCUACAGGGCCAAAGAUUCUUCAACGUGUUCGCAGCGGCCCCAGAGAACGAUGCACACAAAGACCUGCAGCAAGCAGGCGAAAGAGCGGCCGACGGGAAUGCGCUACCCGACUAUUUUCUAUAG
Emericellopsis cladophorae is the source of this 708-nucleotide messenger RNA. RefSeq names its product Ser/Thr protein phosphatase. Gene Ontology annotation, biological process: peptidyl-serine dephosphorylation. Gene Ontology annotation, molecular function: protein serine/threonine phosphatase activity. Lineage: Eukaryota; Fungi; Ascomycota; Sordariomycetes; Hypocreales; Bionectriaceae. The record is from RefSeq and is a predicted model, not a curated record. The coding region runs from base 1 to 708 and encodes 235 amino acids. The transcript is spliced from 3 exons. Gene Ontology annotation, cellular component: FAR/SIP/STRIPAK complex.